GUCUCAAAUCAACAGCGCUGAGCUGAGUUCCCAUGUUUAUGUUGCAACAACAAAGUAAUCUUUUUAAAAUGUUGGUCUGUGAUGUCAAAGGGUAAGCUUACAAAUAAAGUACAAUAAAAUGUUUUGUGUCAUUCAUUUGAGCCGACUUUGUAUCCAUGACACCACCUGACUUGGUGGAGCCAUUGACCCCCUCCCUGUCCUCGUCUUGCUGCCUCUUCUGCACGCCGCACCUCCUGCAUCAGAUUGAAGUUCUGGAUCAUGUGCUUGCUCAGGUUAUAGCUUGCCACCAUCUUCUUGAGCUUCACCAGCUCCCGGCAUGGACACACCCCUCCCCCUAUCGGAGAGGCUCUGUCAGGCCAAGGGAGCUCGCCAUCCAUGAACUCACUCCCAAUAGGAGUAGUGACCGAGUCAAUGUACGUCAGUAUUAUUUUGUACCCAGCUGGCAAAUGCAUGCACAUCAGAACGAGCAGCACAAUGUCCAUUGAAAUGGACUGGACUCACUGGUCGAGCUUGUCUGCGGCAAUGUCCAAGGAAAAAUCCAUACUGGUUUGACAAAGGACAUUUUUACCCAAGACAUAUUUUGGGGCUAAAGAACAGCCAUGAACAGGGCCACUCGUCCCCUGGCUCAUCCUGAUCUCAUCGGGGACAAGAAGUGCAUAUCCAGGCCAGGCUUACUCACGGCUUUUAUAAGCAAGGCUCAGCAGACCAAAUUAAGUAACUCCGCAUGCAGGUGGACUGCGGAACUAAGAGGAUUAGACGCCAUUUACGUCGCCGACGGGACGCAUAGCAACAGGGGUUGGUCCUCACUGAUCGUGAAUAGCUUGGGCUCAUCGUACUGCAUUUGGUUCAUUCCCCAGCCAGACCGCCACCAUGUGAGGAAAACAUGUCCCCUCAUCAUGGCAUGCAUGCUGUGGACCGUCUUUAUGUGGACUUUCAAAGGCGUACUGUGCACCUGCAGGUUCCUUUGGAUUUGCCCGUACAAUGCAAUCCAGUUUCUGCCAAGGGAAAGACACACUGUGGAAAAAAGCUCCCCUCAAAAACAAUCAACGGGUUGUGAAAGUAAGAUGGCCGCCGCCAUACCGGGCUGCCCCGACCGAACAGCGGCCCUCCAAAAAAGGUUGAGCAAAACUGAACAGGACAUCCUGUCCCUGAGGACCAGGAUCGCUUGCGAGAGAGCGGCGUGGGAAAGGAAGUUUGCUGAGCUGCAGAGACAACAGGAGGCGCUUUGCAAUCAGGUCAUCUUUGAGGUUGGAGCACCAAUAAGAGCCGAGCAAAAAGUGGACAAUGGAGACAUUUUUGGCGAGUGCUCAAGUAAAGAGCACCGCCUUCAUGACAUAGGCGCUGAUGUUUUAUCUCGACAAAGCCCGUUUUCCUUGUCCCCAGCACCGAGCUUCUCAUCAUACUCUUCCUGCUCCUCGGCAUCAAGUGUGCGAUCUACACGAUCUGUGGGACCGCAACGGGUUUUCGUACCCCACUCCCCAAUGGACCUGCACCUCGGCCACCGGGUCAGAAUCAUGCUGCCUUCCGGGCGAAUCAGCACGGGCGUCAUACGUUUCCUGGGCCACCUGCAGGGAGAGUCAGAGCUCCACCUCGGGGUUGAGCUGCAGACCCCCGACCACGGCAUGCGGGACGGCCACCACAAGGGACACUUCUACUUUGACUGCAAACCUGGCCAUGGUGCCUUUGUACCAUUUCACAAGCUGCUGAUGGCCUGGGAAUGACAACCCCUGGACGCACAGAACCCAACGACUGAUUCAUUUGAAGACCAUACAGCUUGGACCCAGUGACUCAUCAUUGUAGUUUUUGUAUCAAAUAGAAAUUGAGAGUACAAGUAGUAGAUGCAAUGGUGUGAGUCUUUGGCAUGCAGGAAACUUCUGCAUUCAAAGGCCACAUGAUAGCAUCUUAAUUCAGUAUCUUUAAAAACUGGUAGAGCAUAGAUGAUGAUGAUUAAAAUUAUUAAAACAGUUCCUUAAGCAGUUUACAAAUGUGGAUGCAGGUUUAAAAGUUAAUGUGCAUGAUUGAACAAUUAGUAACCUGAGAUCAAAUCUCCCAAAUGUUCCAGAUUGUGCAUUGUUCUUUUUGACAUGAAGUCUGAUGACUGUUGAACGUAUAGCUUAAUGCUUUUACAAUGUUAUGAAUUUAUUUAAAAUGACACACACACACAGCCUCUCCCUCUUUUCAGAAAUAUUUGUAUGCAAAUAAAUCUGGAAAGAUCAUGCACACCUCCCAUACACU
Syngnathoides biaculeatus (alligator pipefish) is the source of this 2235-nucleotide messenger RNA. RefSeq lists its product as uncharacterized. The record is from RefSeq and is a predicted model, not a curated record. The transcript has 8 exons. The coding region runs from base 600 to 1721 and encodes 373 amino acids. Lineage: Eukaryota; Metazoa; Chordata; Actinopteri; Syngnathiformes; Syngnathidae.